This is a messenger RNA of Penicillium atrosanguineum, 1194 nucleotides long. RefSeq lists its product as uncharacterized. The coding region runs from base 1 to 1194 and encodes 397 amino acids. The record is from RefSeq and is a predicted model, not a curated record. Gene Ontology annotation, cellular component: fungal-type vacuole. NCBI's taxonomy places the organism in Eukaryota, Fungi, Ascomycota, Eurotiomycetes, Eurotiales, Aspergillaceae. Gene Ontology annotation, biological process: proteolysis. Gene Ontology annotation, molecular function: aspartic-type endopeptidase activity. The transcript has 4 exons.
AUGAAGUCCUUUGCUUUGCUUACAGCCUCUGCGCUGUUGAGCACCGCCUCUGCUGAGGUUCACAAGCUCAAGCUCGCAAAGGUUCCGCUCGAGGAGCAGUUUAACGCUCACAAUAUCGAAGAGCAUGUCAAGGGCCUUGGACAGAAGUACAUGGGCUACCGUCCCAACUCCAACCAGGACUUCCAGGACACUUCUUUCAAGCCCAACAGUGGUCACGAUGUGUUGGUUGACAACUUCUUGAACGCUCAGUACUUCUCUGAGAUUUCCCUCGGUACCCCGGCCCAGACCUUCAAGGUUGUCCUUGACACUGGUAGCUCCAAUCUGUGGGUCCCCUCAUCGGAGUGCAGCUCUAUUGCCUGCUACCUCCACACCAAGUAUGACUCGUCUUCCUCGAGCACCUACAAGAAGAACGGCACCGAGUUCGCCAUCCAGUAUGGUUCGGGCAGUCUGAGCGGUUUUGUCUCUCAGGAUACCCUGCAGAUCGGCGACCUGAAGGUCGCCAAGCAGGACUUUGCCGAGGCCACCAGCGAGCCCGGCCUGGCCUUCGCUUUCGGCCGUUUCGAUGGUAUCCUGGGUUUGGGAUACGACACCAUCUCUGUCAACAAAAUGGUUCCUCCUUUCUACAACAUGAUGAACCAGGGACUUUUGGAUGAGCCUAAGUUUGCUUUCUACCUGGGCGACGCCAACAAGGAUGGCGAUAACUCCGAGGCCACUUUCGGUGGUGUGGAUGAGAGUCACUACACCGGCGAGAUGAUCAACAUCCCCCUUCGCCGUAAGGCUUACUGGGAGGUUGACUUUGACGCCAUUGCCCUUGGCGAUAACGUCGCUGAGUUGGAGGACACUGGUGUCAUCCUUGACACUGGUACUUCCCUCAUUGCCCUGCCCUCCACCAUGGCCGAGCUUCUGAACAAGGAGAUCGGUGCUACCAAGGGCUUCACUGGCCAGUACACCGUCGACUGUGCUGCCCGUGACUCGCUGCCUGACCUCACACUCACCCUGAGCGGCCACAACUUCACUAUUACCUCCUACGACUACAUCCUGGAGGUACAGGGCUCAUGCAUCAGCAGCUUCAUGGGAAUGGACUUCCCCGAGCCCGUCGGCCCGCUGGCCAUCCUCGGUGAUUCGUUCCUGCGCAAGUGGUACAGCGUCUACGACGUUGGUAACAACGCCGUUGGUCUGGCCAAGGCCAAGUAA